Nematostella vectensis (starlet sea anemone) is the source of this 2174-nucleotide messenger RNA. RefSeq lists its product as uncharacterized. NCBI's taxonomy places the organism in Eukaryota, Metazoa, Cnidaria, Anthozoa, Actiniaria, Edwardsiidae. The transcript has 2 exons. Bases 605 to 1783 code for a protein of 392 amino acids. The record is from RefSeq and is a predicted model, not a curated record.
AACUUCCAAUAAACACACUGCUUUCGAUAUUUUGAAAUAUUUUUUCGCGUUUUCCGUUAAAAAUCAUCGGAGAUUGUAGCGUAAUCGACCGGAAGUAAACUGGUGACAAUGCGGCUUUAAGACCAAAUCAGGGGAAAACGCCGGAUACAAAAGAAAAGUCUCCCAAAAGUGAAAAUACUUAACCGGAUAAGUAGAAGUACAGAUUAGCCAUGUCCAAUCCUUUAAUGUCUCUUAGUGUGCGUCCCGCCUUUGCUUAUAUAAACAAAACCGUUAUACCUAAUUAAAAGGAUAAUAGAAAAGGGGCUAAUUAGGAUUUUUAUUGGAUUAAAUAUGUCAUGGUGCUAGAAAGGGCCCAUGGCUCAGCUUAUUUUUCUUAAAGUAAUUAUCUAUGUCGAAAUAGAUUUGGCUUUUAGGGCUCUUUUGCACCUACUCAAACAAAAGGACUACAAACAAAGACUACAAAGAAAUGAUAAUCUUUCAAAGGUAACAGCCUGCUCAAUUUAUCUGACACUUUGGUGAAUUUUUCACAAUAUUUACAUUACUGGAUGACAUUCCUUUGUAUCUACGUCUACUAAACAGUAAACGCGUCUCAAAGGAAGCGAAUAUGGAGAGCAACAAGAAUUGCGAAAAGUUCGAAGAGUUUUUUCUAGUUUGGGAAAGCAGCUGUAGGAACUUUAUUGACGACUUCUCAUUUGCAAACGAGGAAGCAAGGCUGUCGCGAUUAAGAAUCCAUGUGUUUUUACGGAAAGACACUCCGUUAAAAGCGCUGCCACCAGCACACGACUGGGUAGAAUUACACUACUCUCUGACUACUUGUCCGUUCGCCUCAGAUACGUGCAUUGUCGCUGAAUUACUGCAGAGAUUUGGAGCAUGCGCAGAUAAACAGGAGCUCUGUGUAGAAAGCCCUUCUACAAUAUACCUCAUCGCAGACAAAGGGAGGAAAUACGAGGAAGUCAUUGAGCUGUUGACCUACAGGAACACUCGGCUAAGAUUUGUGGAAAUAGACGGUCGAGAUAACACUAUUUUAGAUAUUCUUGAUUCCGCGUGCAAGUUUUGUAAACUUGUUUUCAGUACAGUAGAGGAAAGGGAUCUGCAUAAUCUAGAAAGUCAUAAUUUUUUUUGUGCCCACCCCGAAUGCCCGCAUCACACGAAGAGAUUUUAUACAGAGAAAGACCUCCAGGGACACAUUCAGGGACAGACUAUGUGCCCAUAUUGUGACGACUCAAUUUUCUGCUCAGACCAAGCAAGACGAGAGCAUAUGAAAACAAUUCACGAUAUUCUCGAACCAAUAUCUCCACGAGAUAAAAAUAACAAUGCUCUAACAUGCCAGUUUUGCCCGGAGAGAAAAUUUACGUCUCGAGAGCAGGUGGAAAUCCAUAUGAAAAAUUGCCACAAAAAAUGCAACUGCUCUUGUGGAAAGUACUUCAAGACGCGUGAUGACUACAUCGAGCAUUUCUACACUGUGUACCCAUUAGCAUGUUUUGAGAACCGGAAGUGCCCUCAUCGGUUCCAAAGCGUGAUGCAUCAGGCAGCCCACCACAGAGAGGACCACUUCGCCACGCACCCGUUCUAUUGUGUCCCUUGUCAACAUUGGCAGUCUGAGUCAGGUUCCCGGCAAAGAAUGUGCUUUAGAGACGAGAAAAGCCUGCGCAUCCAUGGGAAAGCCCUAGGACACGACGAGGACGAGAUGUAUUUGAUGGCGUCACAUGAAUCGAAGAGGCUCAAUGCCCCAGGUCAGCGGCGCGCACCAUCACGGACAUGCUCGGCAAUCAAUUACUGCUAGGUUAGGAUAGAGGGAACCACAAAUUGAGAAUAGAUAGGCAUAGUUAGUAGAUAUGAUAUAGGCGAUACCUAUUAUUGUGCAAGAGCUCCACCCUUUAACGACACCUCCUUUUUAUCUUUUUUUAUAGAUAAGCAUUUUAAAAAAUAUAGAAAAGCAGGCCCGUACCCAUGGGGGGAGGUGUAGGCGUACAAACGCACCCCCCACACACACACAACAGCCGAAGGUCCAUUUUCAGUUCUCAUUGGACGUGCUAUUUGUAGACUAUAAAGCAUAUAAGCUAGAUCACUCUGGUAUUCCAUCAAUGCUUAUGUCAGACAUUUUUGUAGCCAAAUCGGACAAUAAAUGUCCCUUUGAGAUACUGCAAGACAUUAAAAAAAUCCCUUUUUGUUCA